CCAUGUCCAUGUGUCCGCCCGAAGCCCUAUUUAAGAGCGUACCGUCUAUACGUCUGAACAUGCAACGAGCUCCAAUCUCCAAUUCCUUCUUUUGAGCAUUACCUCCAGUACGAAACAGAUCCAAGAUGCAGCUCAUUACAGGCUCGCUGCUUGCAGCAAUGUUGGCUUUGACUGCCCAAGCCAAGCCAUGUUCUUUCAACGAAGCAUCAGGCUUCACGCUUUCUGCCGUCGUCAACAAAGCCUUGGUCCCUCUCUACCUUUUGAGCGACCACUCCAAUAACAGUCCCAACGACAUCUACUUCGGCAUCAGCACCACCUCCCCAGGCAAGACAACCAAGAGCGUGUUCUCCAUCGUCAACCAAAACCUCUUCGCCAACGAGACCCAAUACCCUAAGCAACAACCGAUGCAAACGGCCAUUGCGCGCAACAGCUCGCAGCUCACGCUGGAGCCGGUGUUCCAGUACCCUGUGGAAAAUGAAGGACUAUCGCUGGUUGCCGGCGCGGGCGGGCAUGCCUGUGCCCUGGCGCUCGACAAGACGACGAGCCAUUUCUACUUGUGUCCUAACAAUGAGGCCGAGGGAUCGGCCAAUCCGAACGGUGGAGGAUACCCGCAGUACCCUUUCAUCGCCUUCUUUUCGUCCAAUCCGGCCGCCGUGUGCAACAGCACCAUGGUCGUGGCUACUGCGGCUUGAAGUUACCCGCCGAGCCGAGUCUGCGCUGUCAAGCGUGGGAGGUUGACCACAGCAGGGAACAAGUGUGGUUCUUAGUACCAAUGGAAAGGUUGCAAGCAAGAUCGAAUGAGGAAACGAAUCGAUAGUAUACAUGCGGAGUCGUACACAGAAUUUAGUCGU
Messenger RNA from Neohortaea acidophila, 851 nucleotides. RefSeq lists its product as uncharacterized. The record is from RefSeq and is a predicted model, not a curated record. The coding region runs from base 126 to 692 and encodes 188 amino acids. The transcript has 2 exons. NCBI's taxonomy places the organism in Eukaryota, Fungi, Ascomycota, Dothideomycetes, Mycosphaerellales, Teratosphaeriaceae.